UGGACCCGCCACGGCGGCGGCGGCGCUGGCGGGGCGGCCUGGCGGGCUGUGGAGGCCCGGCCGCUGGGUGGCCGCAGCCGGGCACCCUGAGGCCACGCCUCGCGCCAGGCGCUGACCCGGCUGGGUGGUGAGCGAGCCGCGGCCUGGGCGGUGGCGCUCCGGUCCGCAGACGCCGUGCCCUCGAUGCGUGUUGGGGCUCUGCGGAGCAGGGCGGAAGCUGGGCCCGGGUCGCGGGCGGAGUAGGAGGCCCACGGGCCCGCUCGCCUGCGCGGUGGAUGCGGCGGUGGCGGCGGCGAUGGACGCCCUAGAGGAAGAGAGCUUCGCGCUGUCCUUCUCCUCUGCCUCUGAUGCGGAAUUUGAUGCUGUGGUUGGAUAUUUGGAGGACAUCAUCAUGGAUGACGAGUUCCAGUUAUUACAGAGAAAUUUCAUGGACAAGUACUACCAAGAGUUUGAAGACACGGAAGAGAAUAAACUCACCUACACACCUAUUUUUAACGAAUACAUUUCUUUGGUAGAAAAGUAUAUUGAAGAACAGCUGCUGGAGCGGAUUCCUGGAUUUAACAUGGCAGCUUUCACAACUACAUUACAGCAUCAUAAAGAUGAAGUGGCUGGUGACAUAUUUGACAUGUUGCUCACAUUUACGGAUUUUCUGGCUUUUAAAGAAAUGUUUCUGGACUACAGAGCAGAAAAAGAAGGCCGGGGAUUGGACUUAAGCAGUGGGUUAGUGGUGACUUCACUGUGCAAAUCAUCUUCUACACCAGCUUCCCAGAACAGCCUGCGUCACUAGGUCCCACAUACUGUCACUGGCCCAGUAGGCUGGGAGAACCCUCAGCUCAAGAUGACAGAAUACAUCUUGGAAAGACUGACUCUUUUCUGCAGCUUCUCAUUCAUCUUAAGUAUUGAUGGAUCAAAACAAAACGGCCUGACCCUCUUUGACUGUUUCUCCUGAAACACUUUCUUGUAUUUAGUAACCCUAGUAGUCCUUCCCAAGAGCUCAGUUACCCUAGUACUCCUCUCCUCCCCAAGGAGACACCUCUCUCAAGUGCUUCUGAGUCAGACUCCUCUGGAGCAAGCACAUGUCACGUGUUCCACCUGGGCCCCUUCCCUCAGCAUCCACGUUGGUGUGUCAACAGUGUGGCACAACCCACUAUCACAACCCUCUUUGCCCCAGCAGGCUUUGCAUGAAUCUUUUUAUGUACUCAUAGCUUUUUUACAUGGGUCAGAGUUUGAGUCCUUCGGCCUCAGUGGGAUUUUCGACUGUUGGGGAAUAUUUGUGUAGAGUGUUACUCAGGCUAGCUGCCCAUCUUGAGAUUUCUGAAUCUCCUAUGAUCACAGCUUGUAGGAAUCAACUGAGAGAGAUGUCCUUUACCUAAAGAAGCUAUAUGUGCAAAUCAAUUCCUAGUCUUACAUUUACAGUCCUUGAAUCACUAUGUCUUCUGCUGGUCCUGAUUUAGUCCCACUGUUUCUAGAAGUCUCUUUUAAGCAUUAUUUUUGAAAAAAAUAUUUUUUAUAGAUGAAUACUCAGGCUAACCUAGUGGAUAUGAUCUUGGAACUUCCAUGAUUACCCACUUAAAGAUCAAAGUAUUAUAUGCUGUGUGCUUUUUAGUGUUGUGAAUGCAAAAAUGCUUUCUAUGUUGGUGUUCCCAUUUUACUGGGCACCAGUGAAUGUACGCUGUGCACUAGAAAUAGACUAACAGGUAUCCUGUUCUUAUAGCAUGUUAAGUGCGUUGUGCACGUUUGCUUAAAAUCCUUUCUGUGUAAAUGAGUUUGUUAGAUUUUCUGAUGGGGUAGGUAGGGACUCUGCAAUUUCUUCUUGUCAGUCUCUUCUACCAAGAUGGUGUGCCACUGGUCUAGCUUGGCAUGAGUAGGAGGUAGUAAAGAGCUUUACUGUCGUCUGCUUUAGUACGUUUGGUAGAUUACCAGAAAACAUGUAUGUCACAUUUCUAGAAAGAAGAAAAAACAUAGUAGUUCAAUUCCCAGUGUGCACCUUUGAUUUGUUUUUUUAAAGUAAAAAUAAGAAUCUGUACUGACUUUUCACUUGGCCAAUCUGGUUUUAAAGAUGAGCUAUAAGCUGUGUUUUUCUGUACAAAUGUGUCGCUUACUAAGUACUUUUGUACCAUGACUAAAAUGAGGUGUUUUGCAAGAACCAUCACUCUAAA
This is a messenger RNA of Cynocephalus volans (Philippine flying lemur), 2159 nucleotides long. It is a transcript of the gene ARL2BP, whose product is annotated as ADP ribosylation factor like GTPase 2 binding protein. The record is from RefSeq and is a predicted model, not a curated record. The coding region runs from base 296 to 787 and encodes 163 amino acids. Gene Ontology annotation, biological process: maintenance of protein location in nucleus; positive regulation of tyrosine phosphorylation of STAT protein. NCBI's taxonomy places the organism in Eukaryota, Metazoa, Chordata, Mammalia, Dermoptera, Cynocephalidae. The transcript is spliced from 6 exons. Gene Ontology annotation, cellular component: mitochondrial intermembrane space.